This is a messenger RNA of Effrenium voratum, 1332 nucleotides long. Lineage: Eukaryota; Dinophyceae; Suessiales; Symbiodiniaceae. The record is from the annotation of a GenBank genome assembly.
AUGCGGUCCACGUCAACUGAAGGUCGUAGAGCUGAAAGAUGCCGGCCAUGCGCCGCUGGACAAUCGCGUCAACGUGGCAGACAUGCUGAAGGAGACUCUCCGAUCUGCAAGAAGCCCAAGAGCCCGAACUAUGUCGAUGAUUUCGAGUUCCCCACGAUGGAAGUCCUAGAGAAAGGCUCCGGCAACAUCGAGCCGAUCGCAAGCUUGGUGUCUCCCGUUUUCUGCAGCUGGGAUGCUGCCACGGGCAGACGGAGGUUCGGCCUGGAUGGCGUUCCAGAUCCCAAGGAGCUUGGGCGACCAGUCAUUUUGGUGGGCAACCACCAGCUCUUUGCGCUGGACUUGGGCCCUUUGGUCAGGGAGUUUCUCAUAGAGAAAGGCUUUCCUCCGAGAGGUCUGGCGCAUCCUAUCAAUUUCCCGGAUGUCUUCGAGAAUUUGAUGUCGGCCAGGGUGAAGGUGGAGGAAUCAGGCCUUUUGGACUCCGUGGGCUUACCUUUCGAGCUCCGCGCCGCUGCCAAAGCGGCGGCUGAUGCUGGCGCGGGGGGAGGCUUCCCCGCGAGGCCCUUUCGGCAUGAGAGUCCUCCGGAGCGCAAGGAGGGCGAAGAAGCGGGAGAUCUGGGCAUCGCGGAGAACUUCGGAGUGGGGGGCGCCUUUGCCAAGUGGGGCGCCGUGCCAGUGAACCCUAGGAGCUUCUUUCAGCUGCUGAAGCGGAACGAGGCGGUGCUGCUGUUCCCAGGGGGUGCCAGGGAAGCCACCCAUGGGCCCACCGAGAAGUACAAGCUCUUUUGGCCUUCGCAGACGGACUUUGUGCGCCUAGCGGCCCGUUUCAACGCCGUGGUCGUGCCCUUUGGGAGCAUCGGCAGUGCAGACAACGUGCGGGUCGCCGAGAGGAAGCAGGCCUCAGAGCAGGACAAGCAAGCCUUCGCUGAGCUCCUGGGAGGUGGCGGUGGCAUGUCGGCGGUGUCGGAGGUGUUGAGGGAGCCCCCGGCCUUCUCUCCGUCCUUCCCGCGGUUGCCGCCGGCCACGCAGACUUCUCCUGGCUUGGGCGACCGCUUCUACUACAGCUUCGGCGCGCCCGUGGACUUGGCGGAGGUGGACCCAAAGGACAAGGAGACCUGCGAUGCCAUGUAUGCCAAGCUGAAAGGAGAUGUCGAAGCGGAGAUCCAAUGGCUGCUGGAGAUGCGGGUCCAGGACCCGAACCGGGACUUCCUGCGGCGGCAAGUGCUGGAGCGGGUCAUGAACCUCGACCCUGCGCCGCGGGAGGUGAAAGCAGGGCCCCACAAGGGCUCCUUCGUUCGCUCCUGCGGCAGGAGGGCUUCAUCAUUUCCGCUGUGA